This is a messenger RNA of Fusarium oxysporum Fo47, 1520 nucleotides long. RefSeq lists its product as uncharacterized. Lineage: Eukaryota; Fungi; Ascomycota; Sordariomycetes; Hypocreales; Nectriaceae. The transcript has 5 exons. The coding region runs from base 278 to 1435 and encodes 385 amino acids. The record is from RefSeq and is a predicted model, not a curated record.
CCCGCCUCCUCGACAAACCCUCAGCUUGCCGUGCAGUGCAGAAAUGCCCUGAUACGGACAUCGAAGACUCGGUGGCGUGGGGAUCGUAUUUUGCUUCUUACAACAUUUUCGUGGCAUUCGACAUUGGUUUCGACUUGGUCUUUUGGCUUUGACAAACCGAGACCCUUGCUACAAAACCUCGAGAUCAAGCCAACUUUUCUAACUGGUGUUCAAUCGUGUGCACCACUCACCAACCAUCUAACCUCUUACCUCUGAUCACGUCGGUAGCCAUGAUACAAUGAAGGGGGGCGGGCUGCUUAUUCCACCAUGGUUCGAAUACCAUGAGCCAAGUUGCUCUGACUGGGCCAUUGUCAGCAUCGCCUUUGGCAUGACUCUGUGUCUGGCAAUUUUUGGUCUCAUUCGUGUGGGCAUUCAAACUUAUCAUCAAUGGAAACGCGCGCAAAGAAUUACAACGUAUAUGGUUUUAAUAUGGCUUGAAUUGGUCUCCAGCGCCAUUAUUGGAGGUCUUGGCUGGGGUUAUGUUCGAGGAACUAUUCGUCCAGGGUUCUUAAUAUACUUCUUCAUCUUGCUCCUUUGGGUAUUUCAAAUCCAUUGCAUUAUGCAAAUCAUUGUCAACCGAAUAGCCCUCCUCCAUGUUUCGCCGACCAUCGUUCGACGACUAAAAUGGGGAAUCUUUAUUAUCCUGGCACUUAUUAACAUUUCAGUCUUUUGUAUUUGGAUACCGGCUCGACUGCAGAUUAGCCAGACCUAUAUCGACAUCAAUAACAUUUGGGACCGAAUCGAGAAAGGACUUUUUGCGGUUAUUGACCUGGCUCUGAACUUCUACUUUGUCUAUCUUGUCCGCUCGUCCCUCAUAUCAUACGGUCUAACCAAGUAUGUGGUGUUGUAUCGCUUCAACCUGGUGAUGGUAGUCGUCUCCAUCUCGAUGGAUAUUCUGAUCAUUGGGUCAAUGUCACUACGGAAUACCUUUCUAUACGUCGAGUUUCACCCGCUUGCAUAUCUCGUCAAACUUCAUAUCGAAUUGUCCAUGGCCGAGCUCAUUGCCAAGAUUGUCAAGGCCUCCGGGCCCAACCUCGCUCCUUGUCGCUGCACUUGCCAUGACAAUCCCAACCACACAUUCCUCCAUCAGCUACAAUCUCGGUACAGUGCACCUGCAGCUCCCAGUGUGACUGCACCAACUACUGGAAGAUUCCGUCGUUCUUGGCCAAUGUCAAAGACCACACGCAGCAGAGAGAAGCGCCGCGGAGGAUCCCGAUCACAAACUCCAUCCUUGACCAAGAAGAUGGUUUCAAAGAAGCAACAAAGUACCGAAGAAAAUCAGCCAAAACAGGAAGUCUGGAAAUCUGACACCAAUACCGGCACAGACUGCGCCUCGCACCACAUGCCAAGUUCUACGGGACAAUCGAAUGAAAGCUCACACGAUCAUAAUGACUGAAGCCACGACGGAAAAUCGCGUAAGCCAGUAUCUUACCUAUGCUUCUGGACAUUCUGCCCUGUAAGGCCAAAUCUGGUGGUCAUGG